UUCUUCUUCUUCUUCUUCUUGUUUUUCUCUUGGACAUACGAAAACGGCAUUUUACGUCAUCGGUGCCCGAGGCCUGUCACCACCCCCUUCAGCCUAUAUCGUCUAUCUUGUAUCCUUCUGCGAUGUCACCCUAUCUUUAAUAUACAUACAUACAUACGGAUGAAUGCGCAUCGCUACAGUAGGCAAUAUCCACUCUCUGCCGGGCUUUAAGUUGUCUCGACGGUCUGCUAUUCGGUAACAACACCAUCACGACCCACAGCUCAAUAUCUGUUUGCUUUGGGGAUAUUGAGAUGGCGUCGCCAAUGCCGUUACAUCCGUUUGUGACCACCUUCCUCGUGGCCAAUAUACAUUGUCCGACCUGUGUAUCCAGUAUUAAAGAUGCGUUGCAAGACUUGGACGGCGUUAGGUGGGUGUCGCCCAACAUCAUCACCUCUUGCGUUGCUGUCGACCACGAUCCCCGAAUCCCCAUCAUGCAGCUCGUCUCCAAGCUGGAAGCCGCCGGGUUCGAGGUAUCUAGUCUGUCUUCGGACAAUGGCGUCGGUUGUCCGGAAAACCCCUUCCUUGAGAAUGCCGAGUCACUUAGCAGCAGGUUUAGCGCUGCCGAAAACUACCUUACUAGGUUAAAGAAGCGCUCACAAUCACACACGCAAGGGGGUCAAGCGAAAGAGGAGAGAACUAGGGCACAUCUCAACAGCUGUGAACAGUGCCGAGUAGAUACGGCGAAAGGGACUCCGGUCAUACUAGGUGCCACGUCUGACAUGAAUCAAGAACGGCCGAGCCCUGGCACAAGCAAACAGAGCUCGGCGCGUUCUGCUAUCACGCCUACACAUACAUCCUCACUGGCUGGAGAUGCUAUCAACACCACCAAAACGUGGAGGGCUUCAUUGGCUAUCAGUGGGAUGACUUGUGCUUCCUGCGUCAACGCAAUCAAAAGCGAACUGGAUAAGAAGGAUUGGGUUACUCAGGCCACCAUCAACUUAGUAUCCAAUAGUGCGGUCGUGGAGUUCAUUGGCACCAAGGAAGACGCUGCCCAUGUGGUUGAGAGUAUUGAGGAUCUGGGAUAUGAUGCCCAUCUCGACCAGAUCAGCGCCGUGGAUGACGAGAGGGAGAAGGAGGCAUUACAUCAGCGCACAGUACAAAUACGUAUUGACGGGUUCUAUUGUCCGCAUUGCGGCGACCAUGUAGCAGCCAGUGUCGCCAGCUUCCAGCAAAGCAUACGGAUCGAUAGCCGUCCUACGUGGCAGUGCCCUAUUCUGGAAAUCACUUACGUUCCUCAGACGCCAACAUUUACAGUUCGUCAUAUCCUAGCGGCGAUAGAGGCAAGUGACCCGGCCUUCAAGGCAUCCAUCUACCACCCACCCACUCUUGAAGAACGUGCGAAGAAGAUACAGGCUCGGCACCAGAGGCAGAUUCUUCUUCGUACAGCCAUCACUCUUGUUAUCGCAGUUCCUACUUUUGUAAUUGGCAUUGUUUACAUGAGCCUGCUUCCAGAAAGUAAUCCAGGCAAGCAGUUUCUGAUGCACCCCUGGGUGUCGGGCAUCAAUCGUGCUCAGAUCGCUCUGUUCAUAUUAGCAACACCUGUAUACUUCUUUACCGCAGAUAUAUUUCACCGACGCACCAUCAAAGAGAUAUGGUCCUUAUGGCGGCCAGGGAGCCAAGCCCCAAUAUUACGACGUCUGUAUCGAUUCGGUAGCAUGAACAUGUUGAUAUCACUCGGUACUACUAUUGCAUACGUCUCAUCGGUUGCGCAAAUGAUAGCCGCGGGUGUUAAGAAUCUCCACAUGAUCGACGACAGCGAUUUCUAUUUCGACUCUGUCGUAUUUCUCACCUUGUUCCUUCUCGCGGGGCGCUUUCUCGAGGCGUACAGCAAGUCAAAGACGGGGAAUGCCGUUGAGGCACUUGGCAAACUUCGUCCCACGAUGGCAAUCCUCGUUGAGAAGAAUAAAUCCCAAGACACAACCGAUCGAAUCGUAGAUACGGAUAUGUUGGAGUUCGGGGAUAUUGUCCGUGUCCCUCAUGGCGCCUCUCCCCCGUGCGAUGGAGAAAUACUUCAGGGAAGCACGCUUUUCGAUGAGGCGAGCUUGACUGGCGAGUCUCGCCCCAUAAAAAAGAACGUCGGCGAUCAAGUCUUUUCAGGGACGGUCAAUCAAGGUGCGCCGAUCCUCAUCCGUAUAACCGGUACAGCGGGACAGUCGAUGCUCGAUAAGAUCGUUAAAGUCGUUCGCGAAGGACAGACGAGGCGAGCACCGAUGGAGAAGGUCGCUGAUGCUCUCGUUGCAUACUUCGUGCCUGUCAUCACUCUGAUCGCAAUCCUCACGUGGGUCGUCUGGCUAGUUAUUGGUCUGACCGAGAAUAAUCUGGGAAUUCGAGAUCCUGUACCCUUCUCCUUGCAGUUCGCCAUAGCGGUGUUUGUUGUCGCCUGUCCCUGUGGCUUAGCCCUUGCCGCACCGACCGCCAUCUUCGUCGGCGGUGGUCUUGCAGCGAAAUAUGGCAUACUUGUUAAAGGGGGUGGCGAAGCCUUCGAGAUUGCAAGUCGCAUUGACUGCGUCGUUUUCGACAAAACAGGUACAUUAACUGUAGGGGGUGAGCCGAGUGUGACGGACGCCAAGACCUAUCUCCAUGAGGAUGCUGGGGGGAAAGCGCAUGCUCGUCUACUCGCCGCAAUCCGAACUGUCGAGGAGAAUAGCAGCCAUCCUAUCGCGAAGGCUAUCGUAACAUACUGCAAGGCGGAGACAUCCGAAUCUGUCUCAGUACUCGAUGUCGAAGAGAUCCCUGGGAAGGGGCUCAAAGCGAUGUGUAGUGGCGACACAACGGACGAAACAUUUCACAUAGUAAUUGGAAAUGAAGCAUUAAUGCAGGACUUCUCAGUCAACAUACCACCAGCUGCUAGCGCAUCGCUUCAAACAUGGAAAACCGAAGCGAAAUCCGUCGCGCUGGUCGCCACCAAGCCGACAUCAUCAAGCGAAGCCAACGUGAAGUACACGCUCUCAGCGGCCCUGUCAAUAUCCGAUUCGAUCCGCCCCGAAACGCCCGCAGUAAUACAGUCUAUACGGCAAAGAGGCUGCGACGUAUGGAUGCUCUCAGGCGACAACGCGGUGACAGCGCGCGCCGUCGCCCUGCGCGUCGGGAUCCCCGUCGACAACGUCAUCGCCGAGGUCCUGCCCACGCAGAAAUCCGAAAAGAUCAAGUACCUACAGACCAUCCUGAAAGCACGGCGCAGCCGGGGCAAGGAAGAAGACACGACGCGCCGCGCCACGGUGGCCAUGGUAGGCGACGGCAUCAACGACGCGCCGGCGCUCAGCACGGCGGACGUGGGCAUCGCCAUCGGCUCGGGCAGCGACGUGGCUAUUUCCAGCGCCGACUUCGUCCUCGUCAACUCCCACCUCGGCGCCGUGGUCACGCUCCUCUCGCUCUCGCGCACCGUGUUCCGACGCAUCAAGUUCAACUUCGCCUGGGCGCUGGUGUACAACCUCGUCGCGAUACCCAUUGCCGCGGGAUGCUUGUACGCCGUCACCGUCGGCGGACAGCACGUCACGCUCGACCCGGUCUGGGCGAGCCUCGCCAUGGCGCUGAGCAGCUUCAGCGUCGUCAUGAGCAGUCUGGCGCUCAAGACGAGGGUGCCUUGGAUGGGGUUCAGGGCGCCGGAUGUCGGUGCUUGAAAUGGGGUGACGGUGUGCUUCAGGGGUUGGUGAUGGCGUUGCGGGAGUUGGGAGGCGUGAUUAUUUACGCAUGACUGGUUGGUUGUUCGUUUGGAAGGAGUUGUAUUAUAUUAUUCCAUUCAUUCAAACCAUGUUCGCAGGAACUUGUGCUCAUAGGCAGACGGUAGACAACGCUGUACAUAGAAAAUGUAACGAGACUCUUCGACCCAGUGCUCUCGUGAUAUCCGUCGAUGCAGUUA
Molecule: messenger RNA, 3898 nt
Organism: Xylaria bambusicola
Lineage: Eukaryota; Fungi; Ascomycota; Sordariomycetes; Xylariales; Xylariaceae
Product: heavy metal translocating P-type ATPase
Exons: 1
Coding region: 291-3659 (1122 amino acids)
Biological process (GO): monoatomic cation transport; copper ion homeostasis
Cellular component (GO): membrane
Molecular function (GO): ATP binding; copper ion binding; ATP hydrolysis activity
Source: RefSeq, a predicted model, not a curated record